This is a messenger RNA of Hypomesus transpacificus, 620 nucleotides long. RefSeq names its product presequence translocase associated motor 16 (gene pam16). Bases 152 to 535 code for a protein of 127 amino acids. Gene Ontology annotation, biological process: protein import into mitochondrial matrix. The transcript has 5 exons. Gene Ontology annotation, cellular component: TIM23 mitochondrial import inner membrane translocase complex. Lineage: Eukaryota; Metazoa; Chordata; Actinopteri; Osmeriformes; Osmeridae. The record is from RefSeq and is a predicted model, not a curated record.
CCCGCUCGGGGGCAGUAUUUUCGCCGGGUGGAGUCAAUAUUGUAGAACGUCUUUGGCCGAAUGAGCCUUGAACUUUUACCUUGGCAGACUACAUGUGAACAUUGCUGUAAGCUAUAUCUCCUGUUCCUUUGAGGGGACAUUCGGACUAAAAAUGGCGAAAUAUCUUGCCCAGAUCAUUUUGAUGGGCACGCAGGUGGUGGGACGGGCGUUUGCGCGUGCCUUGCGGCAAGAAUUUGCAGCCAGUCAGGCCGCAGCAGAGGCUCGAGGUAGGGCAGGACAGCAGUCAGCAGCUACCUCAAGCAUCACCGGCAUGAACCUACAGGAGGCCCAACAGAUCCUCAACAUCACCACACUCACACCCGAGGACAUCCAGAAGAACUAUGAGCACCUCUUCAAAGUCAAUGACAAGGCAGUAGGUGGAUCCUUUUACAUCCAAUCAAAGGUAGUACGAGCCAAAGAGCGUUUAGAAGAGGAACUUUCUAUCCAGUCCCAGGAAAAACCACCGCAGCAAAAACAACAGAGUUCAGAAACAUGAACUAGGGACUGUGUCCCCCCCUCCCACACCGAACCCACUGUAAAUUAUACCCCAAUAAAAGCCCUAGUGUUUUAUCUAUCCAUGA